AUGACUGUAUCUGACAUUCCAAGCCGACAGACUGAUAAUACUAUACCAAUCGCUGGAACUUUAGUUGAUGAAAAACUGCUAAAUGUACUUUCUAAUUAUAUGCAGUUUUCUGCAGUUGUCUAUUGCAAAGACGUGAGUCUCCGAGGAGAAUGGGGAUGUGGAGAAUUGUGUGGAGGAGUGCUUAAACAAACUCAAGUUAAAAAGACAUUCAAAAACCCAAUAUCUAACAAUGGACUGGGAAUUGUAGCGGUUAAUACAUUUACACGGAGUAUUGUCGUUGUGUUUCGAGGAACUGGUAAUAACGCUGACUGGAAAUCCAAUCUGCGUGUAUACCUUGGGAAACCCAGUUGGAUUAAAACUCCAUGGCGACCUCAAACACAAGAAUAUCUUAAUUAUCCCUACAUACCUCAGAAACCAGAAGGUGUCAAAGUACAUUACGGAUACAAUCAAUUGUAUCUAUCAUAUCGCAUAGCACUCAUGACUGAGAUUGAUCGAUUGAUGGACCAAUAUCCAGGCUUUGAUAUUGUCUUCACUGGGCAUUCACUUGGCGGAGCCAUGGCAAGUAUUUGUGCUGCAGAUUUUAUUUAUUCUCACGGAAACCCAAAAAAUCGAAAAGUAUCCCUAAUCACAUACGGACAGCCUCGAUCUGGAAAUCGAGCGUGGGCCAGAUGGAUGAAUCAACUUCCAUUCCAUCAAGUUUAUCGAGUCACUCGUGAUCAAGAUAUGGGCAAGUUUUUUGUUGAUAUGAUGUACCUGUCUAUUUCAUACAACCAAUUGUUUGAUUGA
This is a messenger RNA of Batrachochytrium dendrobatidis JAM81, 786 nucleotides long. RefSeq lists its product as uncharacterized. The record is from RefSeq and is a predicted model, not a curated record. Bases 1 to 786 code for a protein of 261 amino acids. Gene Ontology annotation, biological process: lipid metabolic process. The transcript is spliced from 4 exons. NCBI's taxonomy places the organism in Eukaryota, Fungi, Chytridiomycota, Chytridiomycetes, Rhizophydiales.